Thermothelomyces thermophilus ATCC 42464 is the source of this 2300-nucleotide messenger RNA. RefSeq lists its product as uncharacterized. The record is from RefSeq and is a predicted model, not a curated record. The transcript has 5 exons. Gene Ontology annotation, cellular component: translation release factor complex; cytosol. Lineage: Eukaryota; Fungi; Ascomycota; Sordariomycetes; Sordariales; Chaetomiaceae. Gene Ontology annotation, molecular function: translation release factor activity, codon specific; sequence-specific mRNA binding. Bases 139 to 1446 code for a protein of 435 amino acids. Gene Ontology annotation, biological process: cytoplasmic translational termination.
GAGAAUUCCCGGUUUCCAGACAUAACUUCGCCAGGAACGAGAACACUUCUUUUCUUGAGGAGGAGUUAGGCAAAUUUUUAUUUUUCCAACGUUUCCUUUUCUCACAUCGGUACUUUCCUUUCGUAACAAGUUUUCACCAUGAGCGACCCCAACGCGAGUGAAGCGGAGAAGAAUAUCGAGAUUUGGAAGGUGAAGAAGCUCAUCAAGAGGCUCGAGGCCGCACGCGGAAAUGGCACCAGCAUGAUUUCUCUGAUCAUCCCGCCGAAGGAUCAGAUCUCUCGUGCGGCGAAGAUGUUGGCUGAAGAAUACGGAACCGCAUCCAAUAUCAAGUCGCGUGUCAACAGGCAGUCUGUCCUUUCGGCCAUUACCUCGACCCAGCAACGCCUGAAGCUCUACAACAAGGUCCCUCCCAAUGGCCUCGUGGUGUACUGUGGCGAAAUCUUGACCUCCGAGGGCAAGGAACGCAAGGUCAACAUCGAUUUCGAGCCCUUCAAGCCCAUCAAUACCUCGUUGUACCUGUGCGACAACAAAUUCCACACCGAGGCUCUGGCCGAGCUGCUCGAGUCGGACCAGAAGUUCGGUUUCAUUGUCAUGGAUGGUAACGGGGCGCUGUUCGGCACCCUCAGCGGCAACACCCGUGACGUUGUUCAGAAGUUCACGGUCGAUCUCCCCAAGAAGCACGGCCGUGGUGGUCAGUCUGCGCUACGUUUCGCGCGUCUGAGAGAGGAAAAGCGCCACAACUACGUGCGAAAGGUUGCCGAGUUGGCGGUUCAGAACUUCAUCACCAACGACAAGGUCAACGUUGCCGGCAUUGUGUUGGCUGGCUCGGCCGACUUCAAGAACGACCUGAACGGAUCCGAUAUGUUCGACCCACGUCUGCAAGUCAAGGUCAUCAAGGUUGUAGACGUGUCGUACGGUGGCGAGAACGGAUUCAACCAGGCCAUCGAGCUGUCCGCCGAGACGCUGGGCAAUGUCAAGUUCAUUCAGGAGAAGAAGCUCAUCAGCAAGUACUUCGAGGAGAUCAGCCAGGACACUGGCCGAGUCUGCUACGGUAUCGACGACACGCUCAAGGCGCUGGAACUGGGCGCUGUCGAGACGUUGAUUGUUUUUGAGAACCUCGAGAUUACCCGCUGGACCUUGAAGGACAGCAACGGCAGCGAGAUAAUUCUGCACACGACCAAGCAGCAGGAGCAGAGCAACCGCGAGAAAUUCAUGGACAAGGAGACGGGUCAGGAGAUGGAGGUUGUCUCUCAGGAGUCCUUCCUUGAGUGGAUCGCCGAGCACUACAAAGAUUUCGGCACCACCCUCGAGUUUGUCUCGGACCGGUCGACCGAGGGUAACCAGUUCGUCAAGGGCUUCGGCGGCAUUGGCGGCCUUCUCCGGUACAAGGUCAACUUUGAGCAGUUAGCUGACGUGGAUGACGAUGAUGAAUACUACGACGAUUGACCCGUUGAUUCCCUCGUUGACAACGAGGGAUCCGGGAUCGAAGCCAUCACGUCCGAGCCGAUGACACCGCGUGCCGACCAGGCGGCCUCCGCGUCGCGAAGCCCCGAGAAGAAGGUUCCGCCCGCGCAGCGGCGGCUGAAGCAGGGCUUUCCGGCGGGCCCGAGCCGCGAUCACCAGGUGUCGCGUCCCAGCCCGCUUCGCUCUGUGAUGACGGCUUCUUGAGUUGGAGGCAGACAGAAGGUAGAUGCCCGUAGGAUCGAGAAGUCGGCCAAGUACGAAUCAUUGCAGGGCAUCAAUCGGGAGAUUGGUUCUAGACACUUUUUGGGGACACGAGCUGGUAGGGCUAUCAGUGGUCCUGGAACGCGGACCUCGCACCAAGCCAUGCGGUGUCCGUCCGGUCUGUAAUUGUCACGGGAGAUUUGUCGAGUCUUAGAUAGCUGGUUUACGAACCGACACUCAUUUAUGGCAAUCCGUUUUUAAAGACGUGCAAUGUAGCUUUUGCUUGUUGGUGCGGUCAGGAUAGGUCUGCAGUUUCACUGACGAUAUCCAAAUGGCUGCUCCCGCAAGCAUCAUCAUUGUACUGUACGACACCCGACAAAAAUAAAAUGGGGCCGAACUCGGCCGCCCGUCUCCAGCUCUGCGGGGUUGGACGCACAACUUUAGCAACCAAAGCUCCAGCAACAUGUUGAAAAGGGUCAAAGGAGAGCGGAUCAGUUCGGCGAAAGGGGCAUUGUUCAUGGUCGUUGCCUCGCGUAUGUUGAAGCAGAUGUCACGCCCUUAUCUUGACAUAUUUUAUAGUUUAUUAUAUUUUUCCUAUAUCUCUCACAGCAGAUCAAUGAAACUCUUUCUCUUCU